Molecule: messenger RNA, 1675 nt
Organism: Sesamum indicum (sesame)
Lineage: Eukaryota; Viridiplantae; Streptophyta; Magnoliopsida; Lamiales; Pedaliaceae
Product: HCP-like superfamily protein with MYND-type zinc finger
Molecular function (GO): protein binding
Source: RefSeq, a predicted model, not a curated record
ACAACGCGUCCUCCUCACAUCAACUAACUACCCCAAUUCUUGAUUAACUGAAGUUGGUUUUUUACAACUGAUUCUCAAACAAACCUUUGGUUUAUGGAAUAAAAGGUUGUUUGGUUGCAAUUCUGCUGCAUAUGCAUUUAAACACAUUAAAGUGUGUGUCUGUAAUAGAAUUGCAUGGGAUGAGAAGAAGAGUUUGGAAGACCUACUCUACUCUACUCUACUCACCGCCUUACUAUUAUUUCAUCUUCUCAAACUAUUAUUAUUGUAUUUUCCUGAGCUUUCGAGCAGAAAGGUUGUUGAUUGGGAUGAGAGACAAGUAGUACACAGAAAGGCGGAGGUGGAGGAUCUGGUCAACGCCGUUUCACCACCUUCUUUAUUUAGAGAAAAAAGAACAAUCACACAAACAACUGUAGAGUACGUAAUAUGAGAACCAGGAGAGGCCUGUGUUAUCCUAAACUGAUGAAUAGGUGUGUGGACGACAACAUCGGAAUGGUGAAGAGAAGGAAAGUGGAACUCGCCGGAGACAACCUCGCCUGCCGGAAAAGGCUGAAAACCUCCCCGGUGGUUGCCGGAGAAUGUGAUUUCUUUGACGCUUUGCCUGAUGAUCUUCUCCUCUCUAUUCUCUGCAAGCUCAGCUCCACCGCUGCCUGCCCUGCCGAUUUCAUCAAUGUCCUCAUCACGUGCAAAAGAUUAAACGGAUUAGGCCUCCAUUCUCUUGUUUUAUCAAGAGCCUCUCAGAAAAUGUUGGCGGUCAAAGCCCAAAACUGGUCCGAGUCCUCUCACCGAUUCCUGAAACUCUGCGCCGAUUCCGGAAAUGUGGAAGCCUGCUACACUCUCGGCAUGAUUCGAUUCUACUGUUUGCAAAACCGAGGAAGCGGGGCAUCCUUAAUGGCGAAGGCCGCGAUUAGCUCACACGCUUCGGCGCUCUACUCCCUCGCCGUUAUUCAGUUCAACGGCAGCGGCGGCACUAAGAGUGACAAGGAUCUCCGCGCCGGAGUCGCCUUAUGCGCACGCGCCGCGUUUCUCGGCCACGUCGAUGCGCUUCGUGAGCUCGGCCACUGCCUGCAAGACGGCUACGGCGUCAAGCAAAAUAUAGCCGAGGGUCGCCGAUUCUUAGUCCAAGCCAACGCGCGUGAGCUGGCAAUUGUAUUAGCCGCUAAUCCAUCGGCAGUUGUGCCCAGGUCGUGGCUGACGUGUAACACCCACCGUCACGCGGCGGGAGGCGGGUGCCCUUUGUUGAGUGAUUUCGGCUGUAAUGUGCCUGCUCCGGAAGCUCACCCCGCGAACCGAUUCUUAUCAGAGUGGUUUUCGGGUCGAAACGGGGGUAUUCCGGGUCCGGGGCUCCGAUUAUGUUCUCAUUCGGGAUGCGGGAGGCCGGAGACAAGGAGGCAUGAAUUUCGUCGGUGUUCAGUGUGUGGAGCGGUGAAUUAUUGCUCGCGGGCUUGUCAGGCGCUGGAUUGGAAACUCCGGCAUAAGGUGGAGUGCACACCGGCGGAGAGGUGGGCAGAUGAGGAUGGAGAAAAUGAGGGUAACAAUAUCCUGAACGGCGGCGGUAAUGUCAACGGUGAAGAAGCAAUGGAGGAAAGUUAACGGCGAGAUGGUGGACUGUGAAUGUGACGGUAACGGCACGGGAGUCUAGUGGGGGAGAGAAGUUGAGGGGUGGAAAUGAAAAAAA